Penicillium daleae is the source of this 2664-nucleotide messenger RNA. RefSeq lists its product as uncharacterized. Bases 1 to 2664 code for a protein of 887 amino acids. NCBI's taxonomy places the organism in Eukaryota, Fungi, Ascomycota, Eurotiomycetes, Eurotiales, Aspergillaceae. The record is from RefSeq and is a predicted model, not a curated record. The transcript is spliced from 3 exons.
AUGGCAGACCCGCCUACCCCUCCCCACACCCCCGCCAGCUCGUCCAAAGGCACGCCGAAUGUCAUCCAGGGGGAUGUGAAUUACACUGGUCUCCAGAAUGAUGGAGGAGUAAUCACUGGAAAUGUCGCUGGAUUCAACACUAUAGUCGGGACUCUGAAUUUGACCGUUGAUUCUGCCGCUGAUCUAACGAAUAACAUUCAAAGUUUCACUGCUCGUGUUGCGACGGCUGCUGAGAGAUUGAGAGACGCUGAGACCAGGAUUCGCGCAACGUCUCAACUUUUGAGUAGUAUUCGCGAUUUAGUGAUUGCGCGAGCAGCAAAGGAAGGUAUCAAUAUCGGCAGAGAUUUCAAACUUCAGGAUGGUGAACAGACUGAAACUGGAAGCGUAAAUUCACCUAACGAUGGAGGAAAUGCAACCGGCGAGGGUGAAAGAGGGGGCGUCGAUCCUAGUCAACCUAGAGGGACCGGUGGAACAGUUCCAGGACCGACCAUCUUGGAGAAGCCCUGUUUUCGCGACUUGGUAAAUGCGAGUCAAAGCGCUGCAGAUCGAUUUGAGCGCAUCAACAUCAAAAUUCACGAGGCAUUCAGCAGUAUCGAGCCUAUGCAACGAGGACGGCCCAAGGUUGAGCUCAGCGAGGACGACCGGAUGAAGUUCUUUUUGACGGAGAGGGAUAUCGAUGACAUGGAGAGGCAUAUUGAAUCUCACAAAUUAGAGGUUCACAUCGCGUUGACUGCGUUUGAAGCGACGAUGGGCGACAAGCGUUCCGAGGCUAUCCAAUUAGUGAUUCUGGAGAUGUUCAAAGAGAUCCAAAGAAUUGGAGAGUACUUCUUCAAUCGCAAUCGUACAUCUCCACAACCACCUCAAGAUCCACAUCGUUCAAACCCGAUUUUCGACCCAUACUCCUGGCAAAGGACGUAUCAUCAUGCACGACCUUUCAUCUUUCCCGACCUUUCCAGAUUAACUUCCCUAUACUUGGGCUGGACAUUUACCAAAGGACGGCCACCGUAUGUACAAAUAAAUACCAGCACCACGCAGUCCUCGUGGCGAUGGGCUAUCUGCAGUCAAAUGGCCCUCUCAACUGAAGAGCUCUUCCUCAAAGUUCUUGCCCAGACUACCAAGCGCUCAAAGCUUCGUCGUACCAUCCAGGAUGAUUGCAAAGACCUGUUGAAGACGAGUACCCAGAGGAUGCUUGUGGACAAUUUGCUGCGUGAACAAAAUGAGAACUUGUCGAUACACUAUCCGUUUUUGGCGUUGAAGUUGGCAGGUUUGUCAUGUAAAACGCGGAGAAUUGGCUUUUUCACUCACGAGACGAAGAGUAUCAAUGUCAUUUUGAAAACAGAAUGGGAUCCUGAUCAUCCGCGACAUGGUCCCAUACCACCAGGGGGUGGUGGUGGACCACCGCCACCACCUCCUGGGUUUGGUGGUCCUCCUUACGGCCCUGGCAGGCGUCUUGGAGGAGGAGGUGGUGGUAACGGCCCUGGGUAUCCCCCAGGUGGAGGCCAUUCGGACACAAUUCAUCCCCAUGGCCCAGGCCAUACCAGCCAAGGUCCACAACACACUCCUCAACAUACUCCUGGUCAAGCCAAGCCAUUUUCCAAGAGCCACUCACAACCAGAAGUCCAUCAUUCUCAUCCACACGUUACUCCAACAAUCUCCGACCCAGAAAUCGUCUCGCGCGAGCCGCGAAUGUACAUUGUCAGAAAGAAAGACAAGAGUAAAACCACAGAACCAGACAACGAGAGCACUCGCCGUGUCUUCGUCCGAGAUAGACAUGGACAUCGGAAGAUUGAAAUCGAAAAUCGCCGUCCGACAAGCUCUCAUACUGAUUAUAUCGAUGGACCUUCGACAUCAGCUCGACCAGAUCAUGCUCCUCCUCCUCCACCCCCGCCUGGUCCAUAUAACCACUUCUACAAAUCCCACGCGCAGGAGCAAUACAUACCAGCGCAUUCUCGUACUCGCGUACCUGUACCUCCACCUCCACCUCCACCUCGCCCUUUCUUCGAAACGGUAUACUCCUCCGACACCGAGCCUCGAGAAUUCUUCCAAAGGCCCUCCAGACCUGCCCCCGAAAGCAUGCAUCCUCCGACCCAAGAAAUGACACACGAACAAGAAAAGAAAGUCAUCGACGAAAUCUUCGCCGAAUGGGAAGACGGCGUGCACGGCACACCAACGAGUCCAAGUAACACUAACGCCACCCGCAAGGAAAAAGAGAAAAUGGAGCGAGAAGAUCGCGCUAAUAAGAACCGCACUUCCUCAGCGCAUGUACCACGCAUCGGACCGACCCGCCGGAUGAUGCUGGAAGUUGAGCAUGAAGCUCAGACGCAGGAGAAGAUUGAGAAGAUGAUCCGUGAGACGCAUGUACUUGAGGAACCUGACUAUCAACGCUCGCACUCGUUUGAAAAGGAGCGGCGGUAUAGGUCCGGGGUGGACGUUUCUACAGAUAGCGACGUGGACAGUGAAAAAGAUAAGAGGUAUUCUGAGACGGAGAGGUAUUACCAGAAUCCACCUGGUCAUCCUGAGGUGAUUAUACCCGGACCUUCGAGGCGUCACGAAUCAUCAGCGCCGGAGAUACAUGUCAGAGAGAGGCAGUAUGUUCGUGUGGACGGGGCUGAUCCCUCGGGCCGUCUGAGAGACGGAAUGAGUACUUUGGAAUCCCCAUUGUAG